This is a messenger RNA of Mercurialis annua (annual mercury), 960 nucleotides long. RefSeq lists its product as uncharacterized. Lineage: Eukaryota; Viridiplantae; Streptophyta; Magnoliopsida; Malpighiales; Euphorbiaceae. The transcript is spliced from 9 exons. The coding region runs from base 87 to 809 and encodes 240 amino acids. The record is from RefSeq and is a predicted model, not a curated record. Gene Ontology annotation, cellular component: chloroplast stroma.
CGCCAUCACCAAAAAGUAAAAAAACGCUAUCCGCAGAUAACACUCGAAAAGAGGAUAACGGACACUUCAAAAAGAACCAACCACCAAUGGCAGCUCUUGCCCUUGGCGUCGCCACUUCCGUCACCUUAAACAUCCGUACAUUUCCGUUCACAAGAACUCGCAGAAAUACUAAAAUCUCCUGCGUUGGAUGGGAUCCAGAGGGCAUACUCGGUCCACCGCAGGUGGGUCACUUAGCCCGACGCGAGUUUCAAAGACGACUUGAGAAAGACGCAGAUGCUCGCGAGGCAUUCGAGCAUCAAGUUCGCGAAGAAAAAGAGCGUCGUCAAAAACUUCGCCUCUCUAGGGAAAUACCGGAUACUCCAGCGGAGCUAAUAGAGUAUUUUCUUGAUACUGAGGCUCAGGAGAUUGAGUUUGAGAUUGCGAGAAUGAGGCCACGAUUGAAUCAGGAAUUUUUUGCUCAAUUAAAGUUUGAACUAGGUCAAAUUCGGUUUGCUGUUCCGAAGACAGAGGUUAUGGAGGAUAGGUUGAUUGAGCUGGAAGCAUUGGAGAAGGCUUUGCAAGAAGCAGUUGAGGCGUAUGAUAAAAUGCAAACGGAUAUUGUAAAGGCGAGGGAGAGCUUGACGAAGCUAUUGACAUCUAAGGAUUUAAAAGCAACUUUGUUGGAUAUGGUUGAGAAAAAUGAACUCAGCAGAUCCUUUUUGACUCUUCUUGAUGAAAAUAUAGCAAGUGCCCAUCAAAGUAACCAGAAAGAUGCAGCAGAUUUUAUGGAAAAGCUUCGCGCAGCCGCGCUCAAGUACAUAACAGUUUAGCUCUCAGAUGGGCGGCGCAUGGAUGGAAAUGUGAAGGCUGCCAUCAAGCGUAAGAUUACCGAUGUUGCUCGGGUCACUAGUAAUGCACUUGCAUUGGUUAAUCGCUUUGCAUCUAAAAACAAAGCUGCUUCUGGUAAAAAGCCUUAGAUCG